This is a messenger RNA of Danaus chrysippus (African queen), 642 nucleotides long. Lineage: Eukaryota; Metazoa; Arthropoda; Insecta; Lepidoptera; Nymphalidae. The record is from the annotation of a GenBank genome assembly.
AUGAGAACCAUCGAAAGUGCCCCCUCCCCGGACAUGGAACAUACAUCUCAUAUAAGCGGUGGUGCAUCAGGUAUCUGCACAUUACACCUUCUCAGACUCUGUGACAGGAUGUGUGACAAGAUGGUAUUGAGGUCAUUAAUUUUCGCUGCGGUGACGGCCUGCGUGCUUGCACGGCCGGAACCACCGUCAUCGUACGGGCCACCUUCAACUUCCUACGGAGUCCCGGCCCCUCAGUAUGGGCCACCUCAGCAGCCGAUUGUUCACAAGCAUGUGUACGUGCACGUACCUCCCCCUGACAACGAACACCCAAAGCCACCGAAACAAAUAUACGUGCCACCACCGCAGAAGCAUUAUAAGAUAGUGUUCAUCAAGGCACCAGCACCCCCGGCACCAACUGCGCCAGUCAUCCCGGUGCAACCCCAGAACGAGGAAAAGACCCUCGUAUACGUGCUGGUUAAGAAACCAGAAGAACAACCUGACAUUGUCAUUCCUACUCCAGCACCCACUCAACCAUCCAAACCGGAGGUCUACUUCAUCAGAUACAAGACACAGAAACAAGAAGGAUACCCUGAUGCUUCACCACCAGCACCUUCAUACGGUCCACCAGCAUCUGAACCGUCAUCCGAAUACGGCGCCCCUUAA